Molecule: messenger RNA, 1158 nt
Organism: Mycosarcoma maydis (corn smut)
Lineage: Eukaryota; Fungi; Basidiomycota; Ustilaginomycetes; Ustilaginales
Exons: 1
Coding region: 1-1158 (385 amino acids)
Molecular function (GO): chloride channel activity
Source: RefSeq, a predicted model, not a curated record
AUGUCGACCUCGUCGUCAUUCGCCUCGACCGCCUUCAACCUGUACACGACGCAGCAGCAGAUCGAGCAAUGCCGACCGCGUCUGUCGCGCAUGUCGUUCGUCGGCGACUGUUUUCGCGUGUCCGGCUCAGUGCUGCCGCGCAUCUUUCCGUCGGUACUCUGCCUCACCAUCUACGCCACUGCCAUAGCACUUGCCGAUCUGGUGUGGCAGCAGCAGUGGAACACGUCCUACUCGGUCACCAGCUCGCUCUCGGUCGUCGUCGGCUUGCUGCUCGUCUUUCGCAACAGCACCAGCUACGAUCGAUGGUACGAGGGUAGAAAGCUCUGGCAGGAUGCCACCACCACUGCGCGCACGCUUGCCUUGCUCAUCUGGAUCAACGUCGAUGCCGAAAGAGAAGCAGAGAAACGGCAAGCCAGGAUCGCAAGCAAGAAACGCACGCUUCGGCUGUUAACCGCCUUCAUGGUGGCUGUCAAACACGAACUCAGGGCCGAACCAGGCACGGCGUGGGCUGAUUUUAAAGGCGUCCUGCCCAACGAGUGGAUUCGAGCCAGCGCAAUCGACGCCAAUGCCGAUGGCGCAAGCGCAAGCGCAAACGCAAAGACGAGCAGCAGCCGCACCAACACGGCGAUGGAUGUCGAGCAAGGCGCAGGCUUGACCACCUCGUCCGAAACGCAGCCUUUGCUUUUGGAUGCUGAGCACAGCGUCGACGAUGCUCUGCCGGUUUCGCAACGCAUUCUAGCCGAACUGCAUGGUUACCUUGCGUCGACGCGUCGAGCGGGUCUGUUGGACGACGCCGGUCCUGCCGGCUUUUCGCUGCUCAAUACUCAGCUUGUGGCGCUCUCGACGCUUGCGUCGUCGAUGCAACGCAUCUCGACCACGCCGACACCGCUGAUCUACGCGAUCCACCUCAAGCAGUCGUGCUUCAUCUACCUGCUCGCCUUGCCGCUCGCGUUGGUCGGAGAGCUGCGCUGGAAAAUGGUCCCGUUUGUGAGCGUGUUCAGCAUGAUGCUUAUCGGACUCGAGGGCAUCAGCAGCGAAAUUGAGGAUCCAUUCGGCGAGGAUAAGAGCGAUCACCCCCUGGAUCUGUGGUGCAGCAAAUUGAGGUGGCAGAUCGAACUCAUUAUCCAGUCUGUCGUACCAGCCGUUGAUCAAGAAUGA